This is a messenger RNA of Durotheca rogersii, 711 nucleotides long. RefSeq lists its product as uncharacterized. The transcript has a single exon. Bases 320 to 595 code for a protein of 91 amino acids. Lineage: Eukaryota; Fungi; Ascomycota; Sordariomycetes; Xylariales; Xylariaceae. The record is from RefSeq and is a predicted model, not a curated record.
CUUCGGGUAACACCAACGAGCGAGGACAUUCCGUCCACUCUUCCCUCCCCCCUCCCCUGCCCACGAUCCCAUCAGGGAUCGUACGUCGGCCUGCACGGCUUGUCUACUUGUUUACUGAACUAACGGUGAAAUGGAGAGUUAAAAGGGGGUUGGAGGGAACAGAGGAAACCAACGUCGAAAGCAAAAGAAGAGGCCGAAAGGGGAAAGAGAGCGAGAGAGAAAGGGCCCGUCAACCUGGUGUCUCUCGUAGUCUGGUUGCGGCAGAGGCGUGUAGGUAUUGUGGUGCGCCUAAGACAUAUUAGGUGCAAGGUUGGAGGGCAUGCCAUUACUACAUUCGGCCAUUUCGAUCUCUGCGAUACCGUUGCGCUGUGCUAUGUUACUUGGUAGAUCUAAGCAUACCUGUAUAUUGCCCGCGUACAUGCCCGGGGUUAUGACCUCUCUGGAUUUAGGUAGGGUUUCUCUACUCAUAUGUAGAUAUCUACAGCCAAACACUUACACAACCACUAACCUAAUAAGCACUUUCGUUGCCUCGUCUUACCUUACUUACACUUACACGAACCUAGCCCCAAUCACCGACGGGCUCUGCAUGUCCUAACAUCAUACACCGCACUGCUCCCUCCGAGCAUCCCCCCUCCUCCUCCUCCUUGUCCCUGCUCAUCCCGUCUGCCUUUGCCGCGUCCAUACCUCGCAGGCAGAGAGGCUAUACCAUCC